Messenger RNA from Mauremys reevesii (Reeves's turtle), 1400 nucleotides. Its product is annotated as zinc finger protein 501-like. The transcript is spliced from 5 exons. Gene Ontology annotation, biological process: negative regulation of transcription by RNA polymerase II. Lineage: Eukaryota; Metazoa; Chordata; Testudines; Geoemydidae. Bases 1 to 1281 code for a protein of 426 amino acids. Gene Ontology annotation, molecular function: DNA-binding transcription repressor activity, RNA polymerase II-specific. The record is from RefSeq and is a predicted model, not a curated record.
AUGGGCUUGGGGCCGGUGGCCUUCGAGGAGGUGGCUGUGUAUUUCACCAAAGAAGAGUGGGCUCUGCUGGACCCCAUUCAGAGAGCCCUCUACAGAGAUGUCAUGCAAGAAAACUAUGAGAACGUGACGUCGCUGGGGUUUCCAGUUUCCAAACCUGAUAUCUCCCAGCUGGAAAGAGGGGAAGAGCUAUUAUCCCCGGAUCUCCAGGGCUUAGAGGAAAGAGAAAUCCUGAGAGGCAUCUACACAGGUGAUGGGAUGGUGAGUGAGACCUUGGAGCAGAAGCCUCAGCAGGAAGAUGAUGAGCAAGUCAAACCACAUGGGACAUUAUUGCAAAGAUGCAAAGGGAGUAUGUCCAGGAAUUGUGAGCAGCGAAAAGCCUGUGAGAGUCAGCACAGGCCAGAGAAGUGGCAGGGAAACCAGCCAACACAGAAAGCUGGUAAAGCUGUUAAUUGUUGGGGAACUCACAAAGGCCUCAAGGAAACCACGACCCAGCAGAGAAUCCCCAUGGGAGAGAGAAAUAACACAUGUGUUGAGUGUGGGAAAAAGUUCAGUAGGUACUCACUGCUUCUUAGCCAUCAGAGAAUCCACACAGGGGAGAAACCCUACGAAUGCUGUGAGUGCGGGAAAACCUUCACUGAGCGCUCAACCCUUAUUAAACAUCAGAGGAUCCACACAGGGGAGAAACCCUACGAAUGCGGCGAGUGUGGGCAAACCUUUGCUGAGCGCUCAACGCUUAUUCAACACCAGAGGAUCCACACAGGGGAGAAACCCUAUGAAUGCUGUAAGUGUGGGAAGACCUUUGCUCGGAGCUCACACCUUAUUAGGCAUCACAGAAUCCACACACAGGAGAAACCCUAUGAAUGCUGUGAGUGUGGGAAAACAUUCACUGAGUGCUCAUCCCUUAUUCAGCAUCAGAGGAUCCACACAGGAGAGAAACCCUAUGAAUGCUGUGAGUGUGGGCAAACCUUUGCUCGGAGUUCACACCUUAAUAGGCAUCAGAGAAUCCACACAGGGGAGAAACCCUAUGAAUGCUGUGAGUGCGGGAAAACCUUCACGCGGAGCUCACACCUUAUUAGGCAUCACAGAAUCCACACAGGGGAGAAACCCUAUGAGUGCUGUGAGUGCGGGAAAACCUUUACUCAGGACUCAUCCCUUAUUAAACAUCAGAGAAUCCACACAGGGGAUAAACCCUAUGAAUGCUGUGAGUGUGGGAAAACAUUUGUCCGGCGCACACACCUUAAUAAACAUCAGAGGAUCCACACGGGGGAGAAACCCUAUUAAUGUUGGGGGAAUUCCAGGUGUAGGGGUAAUAGGACUCUGCAAGUACUUCUAGAUGAAAGUGGUUGGGGCUCAGCAGAGGGGUCUGGAUGCUGCGGGAGUGGGGCUUGGUGGGGGUCUGG